Closterium sp. Yama58-4 is the source of this 1602-nucleotide messenger RNA. NCBI's taxonomy places the organism in Eukaryota, Viridiplantae, Streptophyta, Zygnematophyceae, Desmidiales, Closteriaceae. The record is from the annotation of a GenBank genome assembly.
AUGGAAAGCCACUGUGCAACGAGUGCAACUGGCUCAGCGAUUGAGCGUUUUCCGUUUUCCGCACAUCCCUCUGCGCAAUUGUCGGAAUUCGAUUCACCCGCGAGCACCCGCAUCGCACGCAGUAUGUCGCAGCACGCGUCCAUUCCAGCAGAGGGGGCAGCGGACGCCGCGCCUGGCGCGCAGUCAGAGGCGCUCGCGUUCGACGCGCCGAAGAGCAUUCCGGGGCUGAAUUGCGUUCGGAAAUUGCUGGCCGAGGACCCCGUUGGCGGGUGGGAGAGGGCGUGGCAAGCGAGCACGACGCCGUGGGAUCUGGGCGGCGUGACGCCGGCUGUAGCGGCGCUGGUGGCGGCGCAAGAGGGGUCGCCGCUGCACCUGCCGCCCUCCAUCCGCCACGUGCUCGUCCCCGGCUGUGGCACCGGGUACGAUGUGGAGGCGUUGGCAUCGAAUGGCAGGGAGGUGACAGGCCUUGACAUCUCUCCAGCUGCUGUGGCGCAUGCAGAGAAGAGAGUGGAGGGGGCGGGCAACAGGGCGGCCAUGGCGUUUGAGUGUGCCGACUUCUUUGAGUACCGCCCCGCUCAGCCCUUCGAUGCCAUCUUUGACUACACCUUCUUCUGUGCGCUGCCACCGUCGCUGCGGGGCAAGUGGGCGGCCAAGACAGCGGAGCUGCUCGCACCACAGGGGGUGCUCUACACUCUCAUGUUCCCCAUCGAUGCACACGAGGGCGGCCCACCCUAUGCCGUCUCCAAGGACAGCUACACGGAGGUGCUGCAGCCGCUGGGGUUCACGGCAGAGAAUCUGCCCACUGUCAGUGUGCCGCCCAGACAGGGCAAGGAGCAGUUGGCCAAGUGGGUGCGAGCAGCUGUAGCAUCCAAAGUCACCCUCGCACGCGCCAUGUCGCAGCACGCGUCCAAUCCGGCGGAGGGAGCAGCGGAUGGCGCGCCAGGCGGUGCGCAGUCGGAGGUGCUGGCGUUCGACGCGCCGAAGAGCAUUCCGGGGGUGAUGGAGGUGCGCCAGCUGCUCACCGACGACCCCGUCGGCGGGUGGGAGAGGGCGUGGCAGGCGAGCACGACGCCGUGGGAUCUGGGCGGGGUGACGCCGGCUGUAGCGGCGCUGGUGGCGGCGCAAGAGGGGUCGCCGCUGCACCUGCCGCCCUCCAUCCGCCACGUGCUCGUCCCCGGCUGUGGCACCGGGUACGAUGUGGAGGCGUUGGCAUCGAAUGGCAGGGAGGCGACGGGGCUUGACAUCUCUCCGGCUGCUGUGGCGCAUGCAGAGCAGAGAGUGGAGGGGGCGGGCAACAGGGCGGCCAUGGCGUUUGAGUGUGCCGACUUCUUUGAGUACCGCCCCGCUCAGCCCUUCGAUGCCAUCUUUGACUACACCUUCUUCUGUGCGCUGCCACCGUCGCUGCGGGGCAAGUGGGCGGCCAAGACAGCGGAGCUGCUCGCACCACAGGGGUGCUCUACACUCUCAUGUUCCCCCUACAGGGAGGUGCUGCAGCCACUGGGGUUCACGGCAGAGGAUCUGCCCACUUUCAGUGUGCCGCCCAGACAGGGUAAGGAGCAGCUGGCCAAGUGGGUGCGAGUGGGUGCACCAUCCAAGGUGUGA